Molecule: messenger RNA, 1372 nt
Organism: Castor canadensis (American beaver)
Lineage: Eukaryota; Metazoa; Chordata; Mammalia; Rodentia; Castoridae
Gene: Dnajc9
Product: DnaJ heat shock protein family (Hsp40) member C9
Cellular component (GO): cytoplasm; nucleus
Molecular function (GO): heat shock protein binding
Source: RefSeq, a predicted model, not a curated record
AGUGCCCGCGGACCUGGAUAUCCGAGCAGCUGAGGUCUGCGAAGGCAGCCCAGCAUGGGGCUGCUGGAGCUGUGCGAGCAAGUGUUCGGCACCGCUGACCUUUACCGGGUGCUGGGCGUGCGACGCGAGGCUUCAGACGGCGAGAUCCGACGCGGCUACCACAAGGUGUCCCUGCAGGUGCACCCCGACCGAGUGGACGAGGGCCAGAAGGAGGACGCCACCCGCCGCUUCCAGAUCCUGGGGAGAGUCUACGCUGUUCUAAGUGACAAAGAGCAGAGAGCAGUGUACGAUGAGCAGGGAGUAGUGGACGAAGACUCUGCUGUGCUCAACCAAGACCGGGACUGGGAAGCGUACUGGAGGUUACUCUUUAAAAAGAUAUCUCUAGAGGACAUACAAGCAUUUGAAAAGACGUACAAAGGUUCUGAAGAAGAGCUGGCUGAUAUUAAGCAGGCCUAUCUGGACUUCAAGGGUGACAUGGAUCAGAUCAUGGAGUCUGUGCUUUGCGUGCAGUACACAGAAGAACCCAGGAUAAGAAACAUAAUUCAGCAAGCUAUUGAUGCCAGAGAGGUCCCCUCCUAUAAUGCCUUUGUCAGAGAAUCGAAACAGAAGAUGAAUGCAAGGAAAAGGAGGGCUCAGGAAGAGGCUAAAGAAGCAGAAGUGAGCAGGAAGGAGUUGGGGCUUGAUGAAGGAGUGGAUAACUUGAAAGCACUCAUUCAGAGCAGACAAAAGGAUCGCCAAAAGGAAAUGGACAAUUUUCUGGCUCAGAUGGAAGCAAAAUACUGCAAACCUUCCAAAGGAGGAGGGAAAAAAAUGGCUCUCAAGAAAGAAAAGAAGUAAUGGAUUUUUCUCCCCUAAGGUCCUUUAUAGGCAUUAACAGGUACCAUGAUAGGCAAGUUGUAAUCAAGACUCGAAGACAGAAGUUAAUCUAACCUUUGAGAGCAGUUGUCUUUCCCAUGUAAAUUAUUUGGAUCAAGUAAACCAUCAAAGUCUGAUUUUAGUAUUUCCUAGCACUAGUCUGAUACUGUAUGGGGCUCUCACACUUACUCAUUCCUGAAUGAGGAAUGUGGUAGUGCGAGUUGGAAGUGCAGUACCCUGCCUGACAGUACUUGCUUCCUAGGCUUUUGCCCAGGAGGGCCGUGUAGGAUGUGGAUGUCUGUACUGCUUUCAGUGAUGCGCACAUCCAUUAGAACAGGCACUCCACCUAUUGAGAACACCCUCAGGACACUUGCUGAACAGCUAUCUUCCAAAUAAUUGCCAGCUUGCUUUUGUUCUUAAUGGUUUUAAAUAGACUCUUUCUGUUCUACUUGGCCAGGUUUUGUACUUUAUCCUUCAUGUAUAGGAAAAAUAAGUGUUCAGAUUACUUCAAACAUUU